AGUUCCCGUUCGUAGUCCAAUAUUUGACAACCUAAACACUCUAAACAAUGGCCGCGUAUUGUCAGAGCAUACUAUCGAUUUGAGGCGAGUGUUAGUGUUUUUAUGUGUUUUAUAAUGUAAUUUUUCGUUUUUAUAAACAAAAUGUGGAUUCCAACAAGCACUAAGAAAUAUGGAGUUGCGAUAUAUAAUUGGAAGGGAGGCACAAAAUUCGGCCUUCCCUUGGAAAUCGGCGACACCGUGCAAAUUUUAGAAGAAUGUCAGGGUUGGUAUCGAGGUUUUUCUACAAAAAAUCGAUCGCACAAAGGCAUAUUUCCACAGUCUUACAUACACCUCAAACCCUGCAAAGUUGAUAAUGAAGGUCUUUUCGAAAGUGUGGUUCCUUUGGAGGAUCCUAUUGUUCGUGAGGUAACUCUUGUGUUGAGAGAAUGGGGACGAAUUUGGAAAGGAAUUUUUGUGGAGAGGAACCACUACAAAUUUGAAACCGUUGGUAAAGUAAUGCGGGAUCUUCUAGAAUGGAGGAGACAACUCGUCAUGGGUACAUUAACUCACGAUCAAACCACUGAUUUGAAACUAAAAAUUAUUCAGAAGAUAGAUUGGGGCAACCGGAAAUUGGGUUUAGAUUUGGUUCCCAGACAAAGUGCUAAUAUGGUAGAGCCCGAUUCGAUGUCAGUCGUCGAAUUAUAUCAUGUACAUGUGGCUAGUGCUGAAAAUAUCCAAGGCGUUUCUGCUAGGGGUACAAUUAAAAGAAAAGAACAGAAAAAAACAUUGACUCAUCAUUUAUAUUUUUGCAUGAGAGAUUUUGGUCACCACAUUGGUGAAGAUACAGAAAUAUAUUUUUCACUGUACGACGCUUCCAAACAAAAAUAUAUAACGGAACGGUUCCUAGUCAAAAUUUCCAAAGAUGGUUUUUCCAACUACGUUGAAAAACUACAUAGUAACUGCACAAUUUUUACGGAUUUGGGUAGUGCAGAAUUGAACAAAGAUAUUUAUAUAGUUGCUCAUAUAAUGAGGAUAGGAAGAAUGUUAUACUCAGAUAGCUCUAGAAAGACUGAGAAAAUAGCAGCUCAACAGCAGAUAUUUAAAAGGCCACAUGGGGUAGCUGUGCAAAACUUGGGUGAUUCUUUAACUAGUAAAGAAAGUGAUACUGAUGAAAGAGAAUUCAAUAUGAAGGUAUAUCAAGCCGAGGAAAAAGACUUCCAUCAACUUCACGAAUUUAUAAUAAAGCAAUCUGGAAAGUUCAGUUCACUGUCGGGUCACAUUAAUUACGGAAUUAUGAUAAGUGUUAAAAUGUUACAUGGUGAACUAAGAACAAUAACUGAAGAAAAUCCGUUAUUAUAUAACAAUGUUUGUUUAACUAGUAAAUUAGGUUUUCCAGAUGUGAUAAUGCCCGGGGAUGUACGGAACGAUCUCUAUUUAUAUUUAGAUAGAGGAGAAUUUGAAAGGGGAGGAAAAUCUACAGGAAAAAAUAUCGAAGUUUCCAUUGUUGUGCUAGAUAGUGAAAAGAGAAUUAUUAAGAAUUGUUUGUGGGGUGCUUCGGGAAUGGAACCUAUUUCCGAGUAUAAUUCAGUUAUUAUUUACCAUCAUAAUUCUCCUGUUUGGGGUGAAAAUGUAAGACUAACUCUACCAAUCGACAAAUUUGCUGGAGCUCAUGUUCGGCUAGAAUAUCGGCAUUGUUCAACAAGAGAGAAAAACGAUAAAAAGCUUUUUGGAUUUUCGUUUCUUCGUCUUAUGGAUACCGAAGGCGCUGCCGUUCAAGAUGGCCAUCACGACCUUUAUAUUUACAAAUGUGAAGAUCCUCCUAAAUUAGAAAAUUGUGGUUAUCUCUCCCUACCGGCGUUUGCCAGAGAUUUCGAAGGUAAUCAUGAAGCUAGCGGUCAGUUCUCCAGAAGUCACAAAGAAAUAGUUUCCAUAAAGACACUAUUGUGCUCAACAAAACUCACACAGAAUGUUGAUUUAUUGGCGUUACUUAGAUGGAAAUCUCAUCCUGAAAGAAUACCUGAAUCGCUACAUAGGGUUUUAAACUUAGGUGACGAAGAAUUCAUAAAGUUUUUGCAAGAUGUUUUAGAUGCAUUAUUUGCACUUUUUUCUACUGAAGAUGGAAAUUCGACUGCGUACAGUGGACCAGUAUUCCACGUUUUAGUAUCUAUUUUCAAUUUAUUAGACGGCUCAAAAUACCAGUACUUCAAACCUGUACUAGAGGCGUAUAUUAAAAAUCACUUUUCAGCUGCACUUGUGUAUAAAGGCCUUUUAACAAGCGUGCAACAUUGUGCCGACUGGGUGUCAUCUUUUGAAAAACAAGAACCAAUUCAAAAAUGCUUCAAAAGUUUGGAGUAUAUCUUUAAACUAAUCAUACAAAGUAGGCUUCUAUUCUCACGGGCCACAGGUGGUCACUUUGAAGAUAGUUUUCGUAGAGAUCUGUUUAGUGUUUUUGUAUCAUUAAAUAAAAUGUUGGGAAUAAGUGAUAACCAUAUCAUCAACACACAGGUUGCACUCUUAAUAACGAUAAGUUCUGUAUAUGAACAAUUAACAGAUGUUCUUCCGACAAUAGAAGUUACAAAGCUUGCAACAAAUAUGUUGGAUUCUUUACCCCGGGAUUUACCUUCAUUAUUAAUUCAAGCUAAACUCUCAUGUAUUAAAAAUAUCGUCACUGGAAAACUUUUUCAAGAUGAUGAAUCUCGAAACAUUCUUCUUGUAACAACUUGUAAGCAUCUCAGGUUCCACUUAAUGCGAAGAGAAGAACUGAAGCUUUGUACAGAUAUCCUUGGAGAAAUAUUGAGUUAUUUAUUUAAACAGAGGAAAGCUAGCGAAGAGCCAGGAAAGGUCAACAAUUGUAUCCAUCAUGACGUGGACACCUUGUGUUUGGCUAUACUUGAAGUCCUCAUACAAACUAUACUCACUAGUAUUGACAAAGAUGUAAAGGUGUUUGGCUGUUUGGUUGCUUGUUUGAUUGGUAUCCUGCAACUUCUUGACGAAUUUCAUUACAAAAGGUUAUGGGAAGUAGUAAUGGGACCUCAUCAGGACAGGAAACCUCUCAAAGAUUUCCUCCUUAGAGCUUUUCUAGUUUUUAGGAACCUAGUGAGGAUGGAGGUAUUUCCUCCGGAUUGGUUGGUCAUCAAAAUGUUGACGAACAAUGUGAUUCUGAAAGCACUGCAAGAAUUUGCUCAACCUUUAGCGUUUAAGUUUUUAGAUAGUCGGGCUGGAUAUUUUGAUAAAGAAUUAUGGACCAAUUAUUUCAACUUGAGUGUGGAUUAUCUGACUCAAGAGUCUUUACAAUUGGAACAAUUUUCUGAUGUUAAAAGAGAAAAGAUUAUAGAGAAAUAUGCUGAUAUGAGAGUUCUAAUGGGAUUUCAAAUUUUGUCUAUGUGGUCCCAAUUAGGUGAGUGUAAACUUCAUUUUAUUCCCUCAAUGGUAGGGCCAUUUCUUGAAGUGACCUUGGUUCCUGAAAUAGAGUUAAGAAAAGCUACAUUGCACAUAUUUUUUGAUAUGAUGGAAUGUGAACAACGAGCCAGAGGUAAUUUUAAGCAAGUAGAAUGCGAACUGAUCGACAAAUUAGAUAUUUUGAUCUCGGAAAAUAAGGGCGACGACGAAUAUAGACGAUUAUUUAAUACAAUUUUAUUGGACAGAGUACAAUCUGAAGAACCAGUUUGGAAAGAAAGUGGAGUUGCUUUCAUUAGCUCAAUAACAAGGCUUCUUGAACGUCUUCUUGAUUAUCGAAAUGUAAUACAAGGAGAUAAAAAUAGAGAUAAAAGAAUGUCAUGUACAUUCAAUUUAUUGAACUUUUACAAAAAUGAAAUAAACAGAAAAGAAAUGUAUCUCCGGUAUAUAAAAAAAUUACACGAUUUACAUUUAUCUGCCGAAAAUUAUACCGAGGCCGCGUUUACUUUAAAAUUAUAUGCCGACCAACUUGCUUGGAGUAAUAAUCAAAUUUCUGAUCCUAACUAUCCUGGACACUCUGAAUGUCAAGUCAAAGAAUUGCUCUAUAGGCAAAUUAUUAAUUAUUUUGAUAAAGGAAAGUGCUGGGAAAAGGGGAUACCAUUACUUAAAGAAUUGGCAAAUUUAUAUGAAAAUAUUUUCUUUGACUACAAAUUAUUAAGUGAUAUUUUGAGAUAUCAGGCUAAAUUUUAUGAUAACAUUUUAACACAACUCCGUCCCGAACCGGAAUAUUUUCGAGUAGGAUUCUAUGGUUUAAGUUUUCCACUUUUUGUAAGGAAUAAGCAAUUUGUAUAUAGAGGACUGGAAUACGAACGAAUCGGUGCCUUCACACAGAGAUUACAAACAGAAUUUCCAUCCGCUCAAUUUUUAAUGAAAAAUACUCCUCCAGAUGAUACAAUUAUGAAUGCUGAUGCACAAUAUAUUCAAAUUUGUAACGUGAAACCAAUACCUGAACCGAAUCCUAUUAUUUUGGCGUCCGAUAUUCCCGAAAAAAUUUCUAGAUUUUAUCAUUACAACGAUGUUCGCAAAUUUCAAUGCGACCGUCCAGUCCAUAAGGGUAUUAUUGACAAGGAUAAUGAAAUUAAAACUCUCUGGAUAGAGAGAACAAUUUUAGAAAUCAGCAAUGUACUUCCUGGAAUUUUGCGCUGGUUUGAAGUUAUUGAUCGUCAAACUGAAGAAAUUCCUCCAGUUCAAUAUGCUUGUGAAACAAUGCGUAACGUGGAAAAUGAAUUGAGACAGUUGAUAACUAUACAUUCUAUGGACCCGAAAAGAAAUUUGAAUCCGUUUACAAUGAGACUACAGGGUAUAAUAGAUGCUAAUGUACAAGGGGGAUUAAGCAAAUACCAACAAGCAUUUUUCACCAAAGAAUUUGCAAAACUAUAUCCAGAACAUAAAGUGUAUGCUGAAACUCUAAGAGAAUUGAUUAUUAACGCAACUAGCGUCAUUCAAGAAGGUUUGAUUUUGCAUGGCAAAUUAGCACCCCAGAGUGUUCAACCCCUGCAUCAAAGGCUUCUAGAAAGAUUUAUUCAGUUGAAAGAAAGUCUAGGCUCUUUCAACCAACAAGCAACCAAUAGUAUUGUAAAUACUCCUCUUCCCCCAGUACCUACUGAAAAAAGGUUGUUAAUGGAAAAUGGAAGCAACCGAUCUUCAGGGUCCAGUGGUAAUUAUGGACAUCUAGUAGACCACCAUACAGCUGAAUAUGAUAAUAUUUAUACAAAACCCGCAGAAAAUGAACGAUCAACUUUAAAUAGAGAAAAUCUGUCUUUACCAAUGCCUAUUAAUAGUAUAGCACCACCGAUACCACAAAGAGAAUGCAGACCUCGAUCUCAAGGAUUCAAUAAUCCGAGUUUUGCUGAAUUAAGAACUCCUACAAGAGGACCAGUCGAAUAUAAUAGUGGAAGUCUACCAUCUAUGAAGUCUAGGGAUGCUGAAUCUGGUGAUUUGCCACUUCCUCCAAAACCGACGCAUUCAAGAGAAAGGUCUCUGACAAAACCACCUUCUCCAAGACUGCUUAGACAUGCGUUAUCAAUGACUCCUACAGAUAAUCAACAUUUAAGGAAUUCUUGGCCAGAAAGUGGUAACACAGAAGAAGCACCUCCACUUCCGCCAAGAUCACACACUCCAGAUAAACGAGUACACAGCUUACCAAACGAAACGCCUCCAAACAUUCCUAAGAGAGGUCAAAAGAAAACAACACAAUCUAUGUGCAGUGUAGAGUAUCUUCCAUUGGAAGAUUCUGGUCAAGAAACUAACCUUGUUACGUCAACCAACAGUCUUAGUACACAUGUAGAUAGUCACGAUCUUCGUGACUCUGGGAUAAGCAUGACAGAACCUGCAAUGAAUAAUUUUAAUACUGCUAGCUAUGAGGAUUUUGAUUUUCGAACACAUCAAGCUGAAAUGAAUAUCAAUAACAGUCCAAGUCCAAAAGCAGAAAACGAAAAUCCUCCUCCCAUACCUCCAAAAUCAACAAUUUGUUCCUUAAAUUCCAGUUUUGAUUUAGGAGGAAGUCUGGAAAGGCCUAAGCGCCGCGAAGAACUGGAUGUACAAAGUCCUGUUGAAGGUUAUUCAUGUCCUGGAAUACACAAUGAGAAUGAUACUUCGGAAAGUACUGAAAAAAAUCCCGAAUCCUAAUUGGUAGCGUUCGCGUAAUUUUAUUAUAUUCACUGUGAUUUGUUUUUUUGUAUGAUUUAGUUAUGCUCUGUAAGACACAUAGAAGUUAUUGGUUUCAAUUUUAUUGUACUCAUUUACAUAUUUUAUUGAAUUUGUUCUUGGGUAAAAAAUUAAUUUUAAACGAAUAGUAUUGAUGAGUUUAUACCGAUAGCAUAUGUUUUUAAAGAUGAGAUUAUGGAAGCCAUCCUGUCCCUAAUCAUAUUUUUCACUUCAUAAAAAAUAGUUCUAUACUGCAUCACUACCGGUAUUACUGCCUACAAAAUUAAUGUACGUACAGUAGGAUGUAGUGCAAUGUACGCUGUGUUAUAUCUUAUUGGAAUUUAUUCCAAUCUGAAUAUGAUCAUUAUUUCUGUUGAUUUCUCAAAAAAACUAAAUGUGAAUUAUCUUAAAUUGCCGACAAAAAUUUCGAUUUGUCAGUCGUGAAUUCCUCAACAGUUAUCUUAUGACCGAAGUAAAUGUUAUAUUCAAUUUGAAUUAGUUAGUGUUGCCAAAACAUCGAUAUUUCUUCUGGAUUAUUCAGGCUAAAUUUCUCGUUACUGUUUAGGUCUAAGUUGGAAUUUUUGGAACUGUAGGUGAUAUUCAUACUGAACACACUGUUCACACUACCACUACAUCAACACUCACAAUUACACUGUCUGACACGGGUUUCGAUAACCAAGUUAUCGUCUUCAGCGACUGAAGGUAAACUAAAGCCUAAUAACUUGACUUACCUGUUUUAUACUCCAUUUUUUCAACAAUAAACCUUCUCCCGCGAAAAUUAAUUCCAGUGAAAACCUCCUUGACGGGAAUCUUCACAUUUAUUCCUUAACCACUAAAUUAUAGAGUGGGCUGUAAGUAAUUGGCCCUUUGUCCUUAUUUAAGCUUUCAUUACAUUUAGCAAUUUCAGUGCUUUCAAAUUCAACAAUUUUACAUUAUUAACAUCUAUGUCAUGAUUAUGACCGGCAGCGUGAUCGAUUUUUUGGUUUGUCGAUAUUUUAAAUGAGUUAUGUGCUCUUUAAACCGGACAAUAACGGAUCUCUUAGUCUGCCUAAUAUACCUCCCGUCCAAUCACCCCAGCUAAUUUCAUAUAUACCACUCUUUUCCAAAUUUUGUAUUUUAUCCUUAUGAUUACCCAACAAUUGUUUUAAUGUGUUGUUGGAUUUAUAAUAAAAUUUAAAACCCACUCUGUUAAAUAUUCCUUCCAAUCUCUUUGAAUAAACAGGAUUGAAAGGUUACAAAACAAAUUUUUCUUGUUUUUCACUUUGAAUUUGGAAAAAAAUGGAUUCACAGAGAGAUUUCUUAAACGUAUGACGAUUAAUUAAUCCAUUCACAAUUCUUUUAUCAUAACCGUUGAGUACAGCAACAUUCUCAAGGAAAAUUGUUAAGUGGAAAGUGUGAUGUACCAAGAAAUGGAGACUGGACACUUUAUGUGGGAUACAAUGAAAAGAAUCAGCCAGGAUGUAACUGCACGUAGCGGUGUGUUUGCUUAAUACAUCAAAUUCCAGCCUAUUACUAUUUCCAAUUACUAAAGUAUCUAAAAAGUGUUACCGUCCAUUAUUUUCUAUUUCAUAGGUGAACUUUAUAGAUGGAUAUUUUGAAUAGAGUUCCAAAAUGAAUUCGUCUACGAUUUGCUUUUAAAAAUGAGUUUUUUUAUGAACAGCUCAGCCACAAACGGCCUAUCACCGUUUGUGGCAUAAAUAUUAAUGUCGUAAAAUUGUUAAAAAAUGUAUCAAAUAAUAAAUUUUUAGAUGCAUUUGAAAGCAGUGAAAUUGCUGAAUGUAAGAAAAGCUCAAUAAGGACAAAGGUCAAUUUCUUACAGCCCACUCUAUAGUUUAGUAGUCAAGGAAUAAAUAUGAAGAUUCUCGCCAAGGAAGUUUCAGUCUCUUAGUUUCGAUAACUUGGUUAUUGAAACGCGCUUGUGAUUGUGAGUGGUGGUGUAGUGGUAGUGUAAAGAGUAUGUUCACUAUUACUGUUUAGGUAAUUACGGUUGAAAUUUCCAUUAGUGUAUCUGAAUAACGUCACAUCUCUGCCAAUCACCACAAUCUACAACUUUGCAAAAACUAUCAUAACACAUUUGUAAUAAGUCGAGAAUUAUUUUGAUGAAACUGUUUCAAUUAUUCUCUGGUAUGCAAUUUCAAUUUCUGGUGAUGUGUCUUAUGAAUGGGUAAAUAAUAAUGUUUGAAAGCAUCUCGAUAUUUUUGUUAUUCAAAGUUUGCAUUAAAUUAGUUUUUCUAUAUUAGUGUUGAUAAUUAUCCGACAGCUCGAGUCAGAAAUUGAAUAUUUAGUAUAAGUUGAUAGUUUUUCUGUUAGAAUCUUGAUGAGAUUUUGUUGUAAAAGUUUUUAAACGAGAAUCAACUGUAUCAAUAAUUUUUCAGAUAAUGCGUAGGCUUCAACUGGAAAAUGAAUCAUGCUUAUCGAUUACCUAAUCUAAUUAAUAAAAACUGAACUGCCGUAAUAGUAUGCAGGUUUUUAUAUUUUCUGUAUUGAAUCUUUUUGAUAUUUUACUUUAUACGUUUCAUAAUGGUUGUGAAUGAAAUAAAUUUCAAAGUAGAAGUAGUUUUACAGAGCCAGGACUAAGAAUAUAAUGUAGUUUAUAAACUUUUUAUUAGUAUAUUUAUCCAUUCCCUAUUGAAUAUUCCUAUAAUGUAUUUUUUAUUGGCGUGAAUCUUUCAAACAUAUUUUGUAAUUUCUAUUUUCAUAUUGUAGGCAAACCAUUUUUAGAUUAUAUAGAAAGUGUAUCAUAAACAAUGGUAGUAUAGACUACUCCACUUAAUUAAUUGUGCCAAUUUUUAUAAUUUCCAAAUCCAGAACUAUUGAACUUUCCUGAAUCAUGGUCUAUUUAUAAUUGUUAAGAUCAAUAUAUUCAUCAAGCUCAAAUUUUAAUCAUAGGUAUCUAGAAAACAUUUGUAUACACAGAUAAAAUCUGUCAAAUUCUAACUGAACUAAAUAUAAUUACUUUAAUGACAGUUUACAUGAAAAUAAAUAAAUAUCAAUGUAAUAUGGACAAUCCACAAAUUCAUGGAGGUAACAAUCAACGAUUUUAAUCUAUUUAAAGAACUUUCCACUCGAACAUUCUGUACUGCCAAAAAUAAAUUCUACAAAUUUGUGAAAAUUCACUCACUUCGAAUACAAUUAGUGAAUUGAAGAUUGUGUGCUACAACAUAGGUUUAUAUUUAUUCAUUAGAAUUUUUUGGCGAAUAAGAAGGAUGGUCUAACACCAGGAUUGGUAGAAACCUUUCCAGAGAUAAAGCAAAAUGCAUGUUUAUGAUUAAUUUACAAAUUCUUUCAGUUUCAGUAAUCGUGAAAAUAUUCAAUUGACGGUUAGACCUAAUCAAGCUGUUCAUUUUUUUUAUGUAAAAGUCUGAUCCGGGGAUAUUAAGUAUCUUCAAUAAUUGGUCUAUCGUCGAUUUCCUUUUGCAAUCUAAUAUUGUAAACACUUAUGUAGUAAGUAUGAUCGAGUUUCGAAAAAUAAAGCAUUUUUAUAUAUCAG
Diorhabda carinulata is the source of this 9571-nucleotide messenger RNA. RefSeq names its product dedicator of cytokinesis protein 3 (gene spg). The coding region runs from base 142 to 6063 and encodes 1973 amino acids. Gene Ontology annotation, cellular component: plasma membrane; cytoplasm. NCBI's taxonomy places the organism in Eukaryota, Metazoa, Arthropoda, Insecta, Coleoptera, Chrysomelidae. Gene Ontology annotation, biological process: small GTPase-mediated signal transduction. The record is from RefSeq and is a predicted model, not a curated record. The transcript is spliced from 27 exons. Gene Ontology annotation, molecular function: guanyl-nucleotide exchange factor activity; small GTPase binding.